This is a messenger RNA of Hemibagrus wyckioides, 2889 nucleotides long. RefSeq names its product RING finger protein 11-like. The record is from RefSeq and is a predicted model, not a curated record. The transcript is spliced from 3 exons. Bases 460 to 924 code for a protein of 154 amino acids. Lineage: Eukaryota; Metazoa; Chordata; Actinopteri; Siluriformes; Bagridae.
CGUGACGUGUCCGUGUUGUCUCCUAGCAGAGGGUGGAAACAGGCAAGGCCGAAGACUUCAAGUAUAAAGUGUCUGGCUAGGAAUAUUAUCAUUAUUAGCGAGAUACUGGUCAGUGUCGAAGCGUAACUUGGUUUAGACAGAGAUGAAUCGUGUUAUUGGACGGAAAUGACGUGAUGCGCGUUCAUGAAAAGUUCCAAGUUUUAUCCUCCCAGGCUAGUUAGCGCUAGCGUGCUAGCUAGUGAAGUGAAUGAGCUGCUGUUUGUUUUUGAUAUAGCAUGCCUGACUUCCUUUAUCUCUCCGAAAUGAACGAGAAAUCGUAAACAGUUUGGUUAUAUAUGUAUUCUGAAGUCGUAUUUAUUUAAUAAAGCAGUGUGUCAGGAGUGUGUGUGUGUGUUGAGAGUGUAGAGAAAGACGGGUGUUGAUUUGCUCUAUAGCUCUCAGACGUUAGCGUUAGUGAUUAUGGGAAACUGUCUGAAAUCCCCGACAUCCGACAACAUCUCGUUACUGCACGAGUCCCAGUCGGACCGAGUCAGCACCGGGGACGGACCCGAACCCGAGUUAGAGCCUCCUCCACCCUAUGAGGAGCAGGUCCGCACACCAGUGUACCAUCCCACACCCAGUCAGACGUGUUUGGCCACCCAGCUGACGGAGGAGGAGCAGAUCCGCAUCGCUCAGCGCAUCGGCCUCAUUCAGCACCUGCCCAGAGGAGUGUUCGACGGAGGGAAGGACGGAUCCGAGAAGAAGAUCCGAGAGUGUGUGAUUUGUAUGAUGGACUUUGUAUACGGCGACCCCAUCAGGUUCCUGCCCUGCAUGCACAUCUACCACAUGGACUGCAUAGACGACUGGCUCAUGCGCUCCUUCACCUGUCCUUCCUGCAUGGAACCGGUCGACGCCGCGCUCCUCUCUACGUACGAGACCAACUGACGUCGCCGUCGCCGUGUGGAGAGACACCUUCCUCCUCCGCUGUUCUCAGCUACAGCAUCCAGCUCAGCGCGGACGAAGGCCUUCAUCGUGUCUCCGGCUGCUCCAAUUGGUUAUCGGUUCGGUAUAGAGGCCAGUCUUUGAAGAUACCCAGCGUGCACACACACACACAAAUACACACUUCUUUUCCUUUUUUCCACAGGUCAUGCACAUUCUUUAUCAGUUAUAUUAGCAGAAAUAGAAGAGAUUCCUGAACAUCUUUGCAGAAACUUAUCACACAUCCUGAGCUACGUACGUUCACGAACCCGAAAUGUCCCGCAGGAGAGAUCCCACAGGGUUCUCUGUUGCUCUGAUUAAACGUAGGACCGGCUCAACAUUAAUACUACGCAGGGGUGUACAACCAUCUCCCAGGACGUAUCACAAAGCUUCUCUGCCUCUGAUUUCUUACCUAUAACCGAAAGGGCUCAGUAUUACUAUAUGCAUCUCUUCUACAACAACAAAUGGCAUAUUUUAGCAUCAUUGCCGCACACCUUACACAUGUUGUAGUGCUCUUGAAAAGCAGCUCUUCUGAUAUGUUAGCGCUUUUAUAGAACGGUAGCCCAGAGAUAGCGCAAAAACAAACAACGAAAAGCAGGUCUGUGAGUGGAAACGCUUGCUAAACUGAUGCUAAAGAUACACCUAGUCAAAUAACCACUCUCUCCAGCCACGGUGAGCCGAAACGCAUCUCCAAACCUUCAACACGUCGAUCCAGACAAGAAGCUGAUGCGAAUGAUUUAGCAAAGCAGACGAGUCUCCAGAAUUACUUCAAGACUAUGAUCUUUGUUUGCUCCAGAGUAGCGCAAGAAGAUGUGGUGUUUUUUUUUCUCCUAUUUUUAUCAUAAUAGACAGAAUAAAGUGGAUGAAAUAAAUACAUUUCUAUAAUGUUCUAUAUAAAUGCUGACAAUGUGGAUGCUCCACAACGUUAAACCCUACUAUAAAGAGAUAAGAUGUAUGAUGUCAUACCAAUUGCUGUAGUAUAAGGGGAAUAAAAUACUUUGGGAAAUUAUCAAUAGCGGUACUGUUGCUUCCGUGUCAGCGUGUUUUUAAGGUUUUUUUUUUCCUGUUUAGAGUGACUAAUAUCAGGAAGAUGGUUGUACACCUCUGAUUGACAUGAAAUGGAAGCCGUAACACAUCCGACGCCGUCGUGGUUUUCGGCAGCCCUGCCGCCCGGGGCUGUUCUCAAUCAUUUUAUUGCCAAAGGCACAAAAUCUGAACAGAAAAAAAGGGCUCAGUCAUGCAUGGUGGAGGGGGCGGGGGUGGAGGUGGGUGGGGUUUUUUUGGUCGAACCAAAUGACUACCUGUCUCAAUCUACAUUAGAAAUGCUUGCGCACACACAGAGAAAGAAAAAAAAACUAGUAUAUACUAAACCUAGAGAUUUGCACUUUACACAUGAUGAUUAUCAGAAUAAUGUAUUUAUGUAGAACCUUGCACCAGUCUUUUUGUUUGUUUUUUUGUUUUAUCUUUCAUUUCCUCAAAGCAGGUUAUCUACAGUGAGGUCCAAAAGUCUUGCUUUCCUCUCUGAUUGAAUACGACGCUUUUUCGUUACUCAAGUGACGUCACUCGAGUGAAAAUAUAUCGACUUUUCAAUGACACUCGAGCGGCACAAGUUUGUUCCAAAACUUAUGAUCCAUUCUAGAUCCCAUGCUUCAUUAGAAAUCUGUUUAGUAGUAGUAACGAAUAUCACACACAUUCGUUUACAUUUAAAUCUUUUAAAAAUUAGAAAUAGUAGAGAUUAUGAAAUAUCCAUCAUAUUUAGUCUUUAUCUGUGUUCAGUACAGACUUUUGGACUCCACUGCGUCGUCUUUUCAUUUGUAUUAUUCAGACUACCUUAUUCCACAAAUCUAACAAUAUCCAGAAGUUUAGUUGUUGAACUGAUGCCGUUCACCGUGGUGGACUGAGCCAUGGUCAAUAAAAACACAGAAUAUUAAA